Molecule: messenger RNA, 2342 nt
Organism: Octopus sinensis (East Asian common octopus)
Lineage: Eukaryota; Metazoa; Mollusca; Cephalopoda; Octopoda; Octopodidae
Product: zinc finger protein 836-like
Exons: 2
Coding region: 901-2235 (444 amino acids)
Cellular component (GO): nucleus
Source: RefSeq, a predicted model, not a curated record
GCACUAUCAUUUUAUUCUGAUCAUUCUCUAUAUAUAAAUGUAGUGGUCAGCAAGAUUUUCCAAUUAAAAUGGUACAUUUAUACUGUUGAAAAUAUGGUAGCGAAGAUUGUUUCUAUAUUUUACUGAAUUAAGACAUACCUUUAUUAAUGUAUAUUAAAUGUAAAAUUCAUCAUCAUCAUCAUUUAAUGUCCUUCCAUACUGGCAUGGGUUAGACAGAUUGAAAGAAGCUGGCAAGUCCGAAGAUUAUGCCAAGCGUUAAAUUUAUAAUAAUGUUUAAGGUGAUAUUUUUUUAAAGGUAUUUCAGCAUCAAUUAAUAAUGAAAGAUGAAAACUGACAUUACAGUUGGACAGGUAUGGAGAAGAGGACAGAGGUGCAAUUAAUAGCUCAACCUACUUGAUGGCAGAGAAAGAAGUGGAGCAUUUGGUUAAACUCAGCCUCAGAAUUUAAGCAAAUAAGGGGAUAGCUGAUUUGAUGAGAUGAAGAAAAAGAGAAAUUAAGGUUAUCAGAUAACAUUGAGAUUAAAAUAUUUCACAGAAGACUGAAAAUAACUUCAUCAACCUAAUGUUAAGUAUUUUCUAUAACUCUUGGUUGAAUGGAUGUGAAAAAAUUUAUUUGGAACUAAGAAUAUUUGUAAAAGUUACAACACACGUUUACUGGACAAUUUUCUGUACUUCGAGGAUUUACCAUGAAUUUUUAACAGUCUUAUGUGUAAGGAUUUUAAUAUCUGGAUAUAUUUUGUCAAUUGGAGCUAGUUUAAUAAUGAUCCUUUAGCUACUGGUUAUUAAUUUACAAAAUUCUGUCUAAUAAAUUUACCUGAAGUUCUUUUUCAAGAGCCAAAACAUCAUUAGGCUUUAAUAAAAACCAUCAUACAGAGAAAAUAUUGAUUAAAAGAGAAAAGUUAUGGAUGAGACAACUGAGCCUGAAGCAACUGAUUCAUCUAAUCAGACAGAAGAACAUACAGAGGUGAAAUUGCACCCUUGUGAUAUAUGUUGGAAGUUAUUCACUUCAAAGAAAUUGUUAUCUUCUCAUAAAUGUAUUCACACAGGCAAAAAACAACAUCAGUGUGAUAUUUGUGGUAAAACAUUUGCUCAGAGUAGUCAUUUCUCUCGACACAAACGCAUUCACACAGGAGAAAAACCAUACCGCUGUGAUAUUUGUGAUAAAAGUUUCUCUCAAAAGUAUAAUUUCUCUCAACACAAACGUAUUCACACUGGGGAGAAGCCAUACCAUUGCGAUAUUUGUGGUAAAGCAUUCUCUGAGAAUGGUGGUUUAGUCGCCCAUAAACGUAUUCAUACAGGAGAAAAACCAUACAAAUGUGAUAUCUGUGAUAAGGCAUUUUCUGUGCCUGGCAAUUUGGUUACCCACAAACGUGUUCACACUGGUGAAAAACCGUAUCAGUGUGAUAUCUGUGGUAAAUCCUAUUCUGGAAGUUCUAACUUGUCUACACACAAACGUACUCACGCAGAAAAGAAUCCAUACCACUGUGAUAUCUGUGACAAAUCAUUUUCUGGAAGUGCUGCUUUGUCUCGCCACAUACGUCUUCACACAGGAGAAAGACCAUAUCACUGUGAUAUCUGUGAUAAAUCAUUCUCUCAAAUUGCACAUUUCUCUCGACACAUACGUAUACACUCAGGGGAAAGACCAUAUCACUGUGACGUAUGCGGUAAAACAUUCCCUGAAAGUGGUCAUCUCUCUCGACACAAACGUAUUCACACAGGGGAGAAGCCAUAUAAUUGCGAUGACUGUGGUAAAGCAUUCUCUGAGAAAGGUCACUUAGUUGACCACAAACGUAUUCACACAGGAGAAAAACCUUACCAUUGUGAUAUUUGUGGUAGAGCAUUUGCUCUUUCAAGUACUUUAGUUUCCCACAAACGUAUUCACACAGGAAAGAGACCAUACUACUGUGAAAUCUGUGGUAAAACAUAUUCUGAAAGUGCUGAUUUGGUUCUCCACAAACGUAUUCACACAGAAGAAAGACCAUAUGACUGUGAUAUCUGUGGUAAAACAUGUUCUGGAAGUGCUAAUUUGUCACGUCACAUACGUAUCCACACAGGAGUAAGACCAUACCAUUGCGAUGUCUGUGGUAAAACAUUCUCUCAAAGUGGUCAUUUCUCUCGACACAAACGUAUUCACUCAGGAGAAAGACCAUACCAUUGUGAUAUCUGUAGUGAGACGUUUUCUAGAAGUGAUAAUUUAACUCAACACAAACGUAUACACGCAGGAGAGAAACCGUAGCUAUGAUACAUUCUUAAUAAACUAUUUUCUACAAAUAACUCUGUUUUGUCAUUAAUUUGAGUAUAUGGAUUUUAUAACACUACUGUCCUUUUUUCUUCACCAUCAUU